AUGUACAAAUGGCUGACCUCAUACUACCCUACAGUAAGGGAAGAGCUAAUCACUAAUGAGGGGCAGAAAGACGUAGACAUUUUUUACGUUGACAUGAAUGGAGUGAUACAUCACUGCACACAUGCGAACAAGGAGACUCUCCCUGUGCAUGAUGAGCACGAGUUGCUUACAAACAUUUUGAAGUACUUAAAAAAUCUAUUUCAUUUGGUGAAACCUAGGAAGUUAGUUUAUGUGGGGGUCGAUGGGGUCUCCCCUAAGGCCAAGAUGAAUCAACAGAGGAAGAGACGCUUCCUCAGCUUAUUUAAGGUCAGCGAUAAUUCUAACUCGGCUCACUUGUUUAACCCUAACUGUAUCACCACCGGCACGGAUUUCAUGUACAAGAUUAACCUCGCCCUGAACAAGUGGUUCCAGAUUUUGAAGAAGAAGGGGAUCUUCCCCUUCGACGUGAUUUUCUCCGGGUCGGACGUGCCAGGAGAGGGCGAGCACAAAAUUUUGAAGUUCAUUCGGGAGCACUGCAAGCGCGACGGCGCCUUCCGAAACUACAGCCACUGCAUCUACGGACUGGACGCGGACCUCAUCAUGCUGUCGCUUGUGACGCACCUUAACAGCAUCUUCAUUCUGAGGGACAAGUACAAAAUGGCCAACGACUCGCACGCCGCGCUGCUGGAGAAUUUGGAGAAGGCGCAGCGGGGGGUUGGCCAGCCCGGGGGGGACGCUGAAAAUACCAAUCAUGGGGGUAACGAGGAAAACCCAAUUCAGGGCGGCAACGCGGAAGAGCCGAUUCAGUCGGACACCGCUGAGGAUACCAUUCAACCGCACACCGCCGAAGACGCCGCUCCCCCCUUCUGCAGAGUCCACCGCUACACGCAGGACCACUACGCCAACUGUGAACCGCUGAACAGCUACGAUUUCGAAAUUUUGGAUGUAUACAAAUUGCGCAACUCGAUAAGGACCCAAAUAGCAACCUACAUAAAUAAAUUGAAGAAAGAAAAGAACGUCGUCUUCAACAUCAGCCGAGUGGUAGACGACAUAGUGUUCCUCUCCUUCCUAGUGGGAAACGACUUCCUCCCCCACAUCCCAAACGUUGACAUUAAUGAAGGGUCUAUGAAUGAAAUUCUGAACGCGUACAUAUUUUACAUAUACAAAUACGGCAACUAUAUAACGCUUAAGGAUAAGGUGCACAUUCAGAGGCUCAAGAUUAUCCUAAAGAUUUUAAGUGCCCAAGAGUUUUCCUAUUUUCUGAAGAGGGGAAACGAUGAGAAUGUUAGGGAGUUUACGGAUGAGCGCACGUACAAGGGCUACUACUACCUGCAGAAGUUCGGGGUGGAGGACCCCCAGCAGAUCCAGCUCAUUGUGAAUAAGUACAUCGAGGGCCUCUUCUGGAAUUUGCACUACUACCACUUCGGCUGCGCCAGUUGGUGUUGGGAGUACCCCUACCACUACGCGCCCCUGUGCAGCGAUUUGCUCUCCUUUGAGAAGUCCGAUUUCUUUUUCGAAAAGGGAAAGCCCUACUCGGCCUACACGCACCUCAUCAGCGUGCUGCCGCAGAAGGACAACAACCUCCUGCCCGAGGCGUACAAAAACAUCUACUCCGAAGACGAGGUGAAGUCCUUCUUCCCGGAGAACGUUCGAAUCGAUCCAAAUGGAAAGAAAGAAACCUGGGAGUACAUCGUGCACCUCCCCUUCAUAAACUGCAACACGAUAAACAAGAUAAUCACGGAGCGUAGUAAAAAGAUUUCGAGGCUCAAAUACAAGUUGAGGUAA
Messenger RNA from Plasmodium vivax (malaria parasite P. vivax), 1764 nucleotides. RefSeq lists its product as hypothetical. Gene Ontology annotation, biological process: nuclear-transcribed mRNA catabolic process. Gene Ontology annotation, cellular component: nucleus. The transcript has 6 exons. NCBI's taxonomy places the organism in Eukaryota, Apicomplexa, Aconoidasida, Haemosporida, Plasmodiidae. The coding region runs from base 1 to 1764 and encodes 587 amino acids. The record is from RefSeq and is a predicted model, not a curated record. Gene Ontology annotation, molecular function: 5'-3' RNA exonuclease activity; RNA binding.